Vidua macroura (Pin-tailed whydah) is the source of this 497-nucleotide messenger RNA. RefSeq names its product feather keratin 1-like. Lineage: Eukaryota; Metazoa; Chordata; Aves; Passeriformes; Viduidae. The transcript is spliced from 3 exons. Gene Ontology annotation, cellular component: intermediate filament. Gene Ontology annotation, molecular function: structural constituent of cytoskeleton. The record is from RefSeq and is a predicted model, not a curated record. The coding region runs from base 94 to 483 and encodes 129 amino acids.
UCCUGGCACUGCCUGACACAGGGCUCAUUGCAGCUGUUGGCCAGCGGGGUGGGGCCGCAGGGCUGGCAGGGCCGGCACGGGCUGUAGCAGGACAUGUCUGGGGGCUGCAGGUGCACCUACAUCCAGUCCUCUUGUCUCCAUCUCAUUGAGAACAAGGUGCACCUGCAGCCCCAAGACAUGUCCUGCUACAGCCCGUGCCGGCCCUGCCAGCCCUGCGGCCCCACCCCGCUGGCCAACAGCUGCAAUGAGCCCUGUGUCAGGCAGUGCCAGGACUCCACCGUGUUCAUCCAGCCCUCGCCCGUGGUGGUGACCCUGCCUGGCCCCAUCCUCAGCUCCUUCCCCCAGAACACCGUGGUGGGAUCCUCCACCUCGGCUGCUGUUGGCAGCAUCCUCAGCUCUCAGGGAGUGCCCAUCAGCUCCGGGGGCUUUGGCCUCUCUGGCUUGGGCAGUGGCCUCUGUGGCACGAGGUGCUUCCCCUGCUGAAGCUGCUCCCUGCA